AUGGAUAGAGAUAAGAAAAUGGAUCAGUCAGUACCGAACGUUAUGCAAGGAGAAACCGGUAAACAUCAGUUGAUUUCCAGAGAAAUGAGUGAUACAAAUUUACAACAACCACCUACACCAAAAUCACCCUCACCAAAAGAGACUAACAACAACGAAUACGAGGAAAACGAGGAUUUUGACAUCGAUGGCGGAGAAACAACUUUGCAUAGAAUAAGUAAAGAUUAUUUGAAGCCAAACAUUGGGCUUGUUCUCUUGACAGUAUCAUAUUUUUUUAACUCGGCCAUGGUGGUGUCUACUAAAGUCUUAGAAAACGAUCCUGAUGAUAUUGCCAAUGAAAGACAGAUUAAGCCACUGCAAAUCUUAUUAGUUAGAAUGGUUAUAACGUAUGUUGGCACAUUAAUAUACAUGUAUAUUAAUAAGAAUACCAUUUCGGAUGUACCAUUUGGCAAGCCCGAAGUACGCAAAUGGUUGAUAUUGAGAGGCUGCACUGGAUUUUUCGGUGUCUUUGGCAUGUAUUAUUCGUUGAUGUACUUAACGAUCAGUGAUGCUGUUCUAAUAACUUUUCUGGCGCCAUCGUUAACAAUAUUUCUAUCGUGGAUUAUCCUAAGGGAGAGGUUUACCAAAGUGGAGGCACUAGGCUCACUGAUUUCAUUAAUGGGCGUGGUGUUGAUUGUAAGACCGUCAUUCAUAUUUGGGACGCCCGAGUCGACGGAUUCUUCAUCUCAGAUAAUAGAGUCAUCAGACCCAAAGUCAAGACUGAUCGCUACUUUGGUUGGACUAUGGGGAGUUUUAGGGAUGAGUUGCGUCUACAUCAUUAUCCGUUAUAUUGGUAAGAGGGCCCAUGCAAUAAUGAGUGUGAGUUAUUUUUCUUUGAUCACAGCGAUAGUAUCAUUUAUUGGGAUCAACACCAUUCCCUCUAUGAAGUUUCAGAUUCCACAUUCUAAGAAACAAUGGAUACUAUUUGGCAAUCUAGGUGUAUCUGGCUUCAUUUUCCAGCUCUUAUUAACUCUGGGCAUCCAAAGGGAGCGUGCUGGGAGAGGGUCUUUAAUGACGUAUACCCAACUGCUUUACGCAGUUUUCUGGGAUGUUUCAUUAUACAAACAUUGGCCAAGUAUCUGGUCAUGGAUUGGUAUGAUAAUUAUCAUAAGCGCUACAUUGUGGGUGAUAAGAAUUAGAGCUGCCAACAGCGAAACAAUCGCGAAAGAUCUGACCCCAAUAAUUGAUGACGAGGAGAAUUCCAUUCCCCUGACUGAGUUUGAUAUUUCUGAUUCCAAGUGA
Molecule: messenger RNA, 1278 nt
Organism: Saccharomyces mikatae IFO 1815
Lineage: Eukaryota; Fungi; Ascomycota; Saccharomycetes; Saccharomycetales; Saccharomycetaceae
Exons: 1
Coding region: 1-1278 (425 amino acids)
Cellular component (GO): membrane
Source: RefSeq, a predicted model, not a curated record